AUGCCUCCCCUCAAGCUCAACGCCCGCAACCUCCCUCAGAUCCUGGCCGCUGGCCGCAACAUCCGGGGCCCGACCUACCGGCGCAAUGGCGCCGUCAAGGAGGGAAUCGUCCACAUUGGUGUCGGCGGCUUCCACCGCGCCCAUCUGGCCGUCUACAUGGACAAGCUCCUGCAGCAGCAAAAGGCCAACGAGUACGCCAUCUGCGGCGUCGGCCUCACCCCGUUUGACUCCAAGAUGCGCGACGCCCUCGCCUCGCAGGACCACCUCUACACCGUCAUCGAGCGCUCCGGCAAGGGCAGCCUCGCCCACGUCGUCGGCAGCAUCAACAGCUACCUGUUCGCCCCCGAGAACCGCGAAGCCGUCAUCGCCAAAAUGGCCCACCACGACACCAAGAUCGUCUCCCUCACAAUCACCGAGAGCGGAUACUACUACAAUGAAAACACACACGAGCUCCAGGCCGAGCACCCGGAUAUCCAGUUCGAUCUGAACCCGGCCAACGAGAAAUCCCCGCGCACCACUUUCGGUUUCCUCUACGCCGCCCUCGCCCGCCGCCGCCAGCAAGGGCUCCGCCCCUUCACCGUCCUCUCCUGCGACAACAUGCAGAAGAACGGCUCCAUCACCCGCCACAUGCUCGAAUCCUUUGCCCGCCUCCGAAACCCUCAAGUCGCCACCUGGAUCGCCGAGCAGGGCGCCUUCCCCAACUCCAUGGUCGACCGCAUCACACCCCAAACCGCACCCGCAGACAUCAAGACCCUCGCGGACGACUUUGGCAUCGAGGACGCCUGGCCCGUCGUCACCGAGCCCUUCAUGGACUGGGUGGUCGAAGACCACUUCUCCGACGGGCGCCCGGAAUUCGAAAGCGCCGGCGUCAAGGUCGUCAAGAACGUGCACGACGUCGAACAGUUCGAGAAGCACAAGCUCCGCCUGCUGAAUGGCAGCCACAGCGCGAUCGGAUACCCGGGCCAACUGGCCGGCUUCAAGUACGUCCACGAAGUCCUCGAGAACCCGCUUUUCCGCAAGUUCCUCGUCCAGAUGAUGCACGAGGAAGUCAAGCCCCUCCUCCCCAUGAUCCCGGGCGUCAGCAUUGACGAAUACUGCAACACACUCAUCGAGCGCUUCGAGAACCCCACAAUCAAGGACCAGCUGCCUCGCAUCUGCCUCAACGCCUCCGGCAAAAUCCCACAGUUCAUCAUGCCCUCUAUCGCGGAGGCGAUCUGGGAGACGAAGCCGUUCAAGCGAUUGUGUUUCGUCGCCGCCGCGUGGUUCCGCUACAUUAAUGGGAUCGACGACAGCGGCGCCAAGUUCGAGGUUGAUGAUCCCAUGCGCGAGGAGUUGCAGGCCAAGGCUCGCGCGGGUGGCUCCGACCCCUCGCCGCUGCUGAGCAUCAAGACGCUGUUUGGCGAUGAUCUUCGCGGCGAUAAGCGGUUCCUUCAGGAGAUUACAAAGGCGAUGCAGGCCAUCGAGCGCGAUGGGAUUAUGAAGACGCUUCCCAAGUACAUUGACUAA
This is a messenger RNA of Aspergillus calidoustus, 1506 nucleotides long. The record is from the annotation of a GenBank genome assembly. Lineage: Eukaryota; Fungi; Ascomycota; Eurotiomycetes; Eurotiales; Aspergillaceae.